This is a messenger RNA of Cucumis sativus (cucumber), 2101 nucleotides long. Its product is annotated as zinc finger protein 761. The coding region runs from base 320 to 1663 and encodes 447 amino acids. NCBI's taxonomy places the organism in Eukaryota, Viridiplantae, Streptophyta, Magnoliopsida, Cucurbitales, Cucurbitaceae. The record is from RefSeq and is a predicted model, not a curated record. The transcript is spliced from 2 exons.
UCUGUUUUCAUGCAUGGAAUGGAAUGGAAUGGGAAUUCUUCUUCUUCUUCAUCCAACUAUAUAACAAAAUUUUAGUGGAAGAGAGAGAGAAUGGACUGAGAGGAGAAGAGACAGAAAGAGCCAUGGUGCAGUUCUGAUUCCUAGCUACUCUCUUCAUCACACACAAAAAUCUUGCUCUUCACAAGAUUUGCUCAAUGAUCGUUUCCUCACGCUAACCAAAUCUGGAAACUUCUCUUUCAAAGAUCAACAGAAUGCAGCAUUCUAGAUAUGUUGAAGUGAUCUUUUUCUGUUCUAACUGAUCGUUUUGAAUUAAUAUCCAAUGGAGGUUUCUAGAGAAAACAAGUUUGUUUGUAACUUUUGUCACAAGAGCUUCACGUGUGGGAAGUCAUUAGGAGGUCAUAUCAGAAUUCACAAGAAUGAGAAAUCACCUCGAGUUGCUGGAAAGGAAAGAAGCAGUAUGUUGAAGUUUCAAGUUCCGAAAGAGAGGAGAAGAAGCAAGAGAGAUUCAGAAUCGGAGGUUGGUAAUGGGAAUUCAGGGUAUGGUUUGAGAGAGAAUCCUAAAAUAACACAGAGGUUUGCUGAUUCAGGAUUCAGUUCAAGGCAGGAGAAGUUUUGUAGAGAAUGUGGACAAGGGUUUCAGUCCUCAGAAGCUUUGAGUUGGCACUUGGCUUGUCACACUGGAAACGAAAGGGAAAACAGAAGGUUUGAAUACAAUUAUGGGAUCACACAUCAUCGAUCGGACAUUCCUGAGAGAGUACGAGAGGCGGCUAUGUGUUUGAUGAUGAUGUCUAAAGCUCCGAGAUUUUCAGGAUUUGAAGAUAACGACUCAGCUGCGGAAUCCUCUGAUAGUAAAUCAUCUUCUCGUUAUUUUAGGGAAAGUGAAACAUCUGCCUCUAACUCUAAUGGGGGAGGGCUAGAAAUGAAGGAAGUUACUGGUAGGAUCAACAAGUUGGAAGUUUAUGAAUGUGGCGGCGGUGAGAAUUCCGACUCUGAAAAUUUCAGGAAAGAAGUCUGCAAGAGGGUUAAAUUAAAAGUGUCUGUUCAUCGGGCUCUUAUGGAUGAAGAAUAUAAGAAACCAGGUUUCAAAUUUGGAGUCAGGGUAGGAAGAGAAAGUGGAGAUAUUCUAAAGAAUUCGAUGAAAACUAAGAAAAAUGAUGAUCAAGUGCAUGCAUCUUCUUACAAGUAUGAGCUAAGAAAGAGGUUGAAGAAUGGAUCAUACAGUCCUGAUCUCUGGGAGGGAUCCAGCAAGAAGAUCCCUAGUGAGAUCUUUCGUUCUCAUGACAGAGAAACCUAUAGAAGAAUGAGCAACGGAUGUGAGUGGACGCAUCAGUCAGGUGAAAACAGCGUAAAUACAACUACCAAUUCCAUUUCCAUACCAUCUAGGGAGCUAAUUGAGUCAAGCAAUGGCAAAAACAAGGGUAACCAGGACACUUUUGCAAAUGAAGAGAAGAAAUUGGGGCCCAAAAGAAAACAUAAGUGCCCAAUUUGCUUCAAAGCCUUCAAAUCAGGUCAGGCUUUGGGGGGUCAUAAGAGGUCCCAUGUGGUCGGAAGUUUAGAGGAUGCUUCUAUAGUGACAAGGCAAGAGUCCAAUGGGAUGGCUGGUCUAUUUGAUCUAAACGUUCCUGCUCCUAUGGAAGAAGAGGAAAAUGGGAGAUGGGGUUAAUUGCAUUAGUAGGUUGGAGGCAACUAGAAAAGAAGGGCUAAGUUGCUGAUGAGUCUGACCAAGAGGAUCCAGGGGCAUAUCUCUACCAAUCCAAUAAUUACAGGCAAGUCUGUGAUAAUUGCUUCUAUCCUGUCCUGAUAAUGUGAGGUACAAAACUUGCAAAUGAAGUUUGUAGGGCAAGUUUUUGGCAUUUGUUUUUUGUCUUUCUCAUUCUUUUAGGUUCCUAAACUUUUUACUCAUUUUUUAUUUUUUGGACACGGACAUAAGAGCUGAAUCCUCCUCUUUUUCAAAUGUAUUGUCAUGUCCAAAUAUUUGGGCUUUAAUUAGCUUGAAGAUGAAGGAGAGAUUACAUAAUUCUUAUAAUGCGAUGUCAAUUUUUUAUAUCCUUCUAAUUUCUAAUGCAGAGAACUCCGGACCAAUUUCUCUAUUUUCCCCUUA